AUGUCGGUUCUGAAGGAUCACUACUAUCGUCUUUCCUCAGAAGUUCCUCAGGAACGAAUCGAGGCUGCUACUGCUCUCUUGUCUGAGUUGGCCCAGGUCAAUCUCAAGCCUGACUGGGACUAUGCUUUGAACAGAUUGGUCAAAGGGUUGAUCACCACCAAACAAAGUGCACGCUUUGGCUUUUCCAUGGCCUUGGUCGAAGUUGUCCGUGAGUUGAUCUACAGAAAAGAAGAGGAAUACGCGGACAUCUCCAUUUCUUCCUAUCUCAGUCUUGUCUUGCAUAACAGCCAGCUCAAGUCUUCCAUGAAGGGAAAGGAAGAAAGAUCAGUCCUUUUUGGGAGAUUGUUUGGUUUGCAAGUUUUGAUCAACUCGCAAGUUCUCCUUGAUCCAGAACUAAUCGCUGACGAGCAAAUUCUCUUCAAGUUCAUCCAUGCUCUUAUAGAGUUGUCGGGAUUGAAGUCGUGGUUGAGAGAAACAGCUAUUUUCACCUUGUGUCAAUUCAUAAGGUUAUUGAAUAGCGAAGAAUGCAAAUUGAAUGAUAACUUGAAGUCAAAGGUGUUGGUCCAGAUUCUCCAGGACGUCAACGACCAAGGUCUCAAUCUUUCAACAGAAGGUAUCGCAGUUUAUCUUUCUAUACCAAGGAGCCAGAGACAGCUACUUGCUGAAAAAGUCGUUUCUCCAACAGCGAACUGGAAACAUGGUGACCCAUUUGCAAAGGGUAACUUGCCUGUAUUAGCAAAAGCUCUUAAAGAUGUGGAAGUAGUAGACCCCGAAGACGACACCGGAGAAAAAAAGCAAAAUGGCAAGGGCAAGCAACAGAAGGGAAGUUGGUCUCCCAGAAUUCCAUUUGUAUGGGAUUUCAUAUUAGAGAACUUCAACGAAAGCAAUCCUUCUGUUUCUGAAACAGAGGAUGAAACCUCCAAUUCCAAAAAGAGAAAGAAGCACUCACACUCACAUUCCAAAAAGCAAAAGAUCGUGGACGACGAGUCCAGAAUCUCAAUGAAGGAAUUUUUCAAAGUAGUCAUUGAUGAGUCCUUCUUCUCAGAAAAAGCAUCUCAUGAAAGAAAGUACUGGGGUUUUGAAAUCUUUAUCAAGUUCUUUCAAAAUGUGCACCUGGGCCAAGUUCAAUAUCUCUUCUCUCCAAAUCUCAUGAGGUGUUUGAUCAACCAAAGCUCAAAGCAAGACCGAAUGUUGAAUAAGAUUUCAAUCAAGGUUCUCGAAUCUAUAAUCGAGGAAUCCAAGGUACAUCCUUUUAAGGCUCCAAUUGCAGUAUCAAACUUAACCAAUGAAUCCGUAGGAGGCUGUUGGAAUUUUGAUCUUGUUACCAAAUCCAAAACUGUAGAUAGCCUUCUAUCUUUAUUCGGUAAACAACCAGAAGAGUCUCAUGUUACUCAUCAUGAUAUAAUUUUAUUAGAAUUGAAAGACGUUUUGCAAUCAAAAUUCAAGGCAGCAUUGGAAUCACAAGAAACUGAUUCCGAAGAAUCUACUGAAUCGUUCAAGAAAUCAAACGAUAACAUAUUAAAAUGGUGUUUGGAUAAGUUGUUGCUUUUGAUUAGAGCUAACAGAAAUGUUACUGAAGACAAUGAUGUUGAAUUCGUAGAAGAUAUCAUCAAGUUGUUGAUAAAGUACUCAUUCUUUGUUCCGGUCAACUCCAAUAAAGUGUCUAUAAACAUUAGAAACAUUUGCCAGGAAAGACUCAACUCCAUUUUGUCAGACAUUAUCAACCAAAGAAGACCAGAUAAGAGCUCUUGGUCUGGUUACUGUGUUAAAUAUAUCACUAAGCUCGAAUCUUCGUCCAAAUAUCAAAAUUUGGUCGAAUUGGACGAAGAGUUGACUACUUUGAAAGCUGAAACGUUGGAUACCUUGGCUUCUAUUGAUGAGUUCGGUGGAAUGACACAAAACCCAGCCAAGAAAGACCAACUUUACUGUUUCGAAUUGAUGUUUUCGUUGGUCCUUGUUCAGCUAUAUAUGGGAGACGAAGAAACAGUUCAAGUUCUUAACGAAGUCAAGCUUUGUUACGAAGAUGUUUUCAUAGGCAGAGAAGAUGAACAAGAAGAAGUUGACACUUCGGUUGUUUUGACCGAUAUAAUCUUGUCUUUUGUUUCCAGAAAAUCUACCUUGUUGAAGAAGUUUGCAAAUAUUGUAUGGGAAUUUUUCUUGUGUGCAAAAGAUGAAACUACAGACAGAAUAAGAUUGAAUGAAGAUAGUUUGAAGUUGAUGUAUGACGUUUUAUACGCCAGAGAAAACAAACAGGGCCAGGCAGGAUUGUUUGAAGGAGACGGAGAAUUUGUUGAAGAAGGAAAAGACGGAGAGGGUUCUCAAGAUGAAAACAAAGAAGAUGAAGACGACGAAAAAGAAGAGGAAUCUGAUGAAGACGAGGAUGAAGACGAAGAUGAGGAUGAUGACAUACAAAAUGAGGAAGUAUCCAGAGAUGAUGCCUUGACGGAAUUGGAAAAAGAAACCAAUUUAAAGUUGGCAAAAGCAUUGGGAAUUCCUACCGAAGAAUCUGGAGAAGUGAAAUUCGACGAGUUGGAUUCUUCUGAAGAUGACAACUAUGAAUCUGACUCUAUGGACGAUGAACAGAUGAUGGCUAUGGAUGAUCAACUUUCAAAGAUUUUCAAAGAGAGACAAGAUGCCAUUUCUACUCUUCCUAGUGGUAACAAAAGAAAGGCCGAUGUUAUGGAAGCCAGAGAGCACAUGAUUUUCUUUAAGAAUAGAAUCUUGGACUUGCUUGAGUUGUUCAACAAGACCCAUCCCAACUCACUCUUGAACUUGACCACAAUCAAGCCAUUGGUUUCGUUAAUCAACUUAACUAUGGACAAGAAUCUCGGGGUUAAGGCUCAUAAAUUGUUGAAGACAAAGAUUAGCAAGACGAAGAUCAAUGACUUCGAAGUCUACUACGCCACAGAGGAAGAACAAAAGACUUACAAGGAUUCGCUUCUUGAUCUCAUCAAAGAAUUACAACACACCGCCAGUCACACGAAGUCAUCAAACCAGGCCCAUUCAUUGGCAUGUAGCCAAGCAUGUAUUACGUUGUCGAAGAAUUUAAUAAACUUGGAUAGAGCAUAUAUGGAGAAGGUUCUCGAUGUCUACUCUGUUUCAUUGAAGGAAUGGGCCAUGGAUUCCAACAACAAUCUUCUGUCGUCAUUCUUCUUUGAUUUUAUCAACUGGAUCAACGCCAAAAGAUAG
Molecule: messenger RNA, 3189 nt
Organism: Scheffersomyces stipitis CBS 6054
Lineage: Eukaryota; Fungi; Ascomycota; Pichiomycetes; Serinales; Debaryomycetaceae
Gene: POL5
Product: DNA-directed DNA polymerase
Exons: 2
Coding region: 1-3189 (1062 amino acids)
Biological process (GO): regulation of DNA-templated transcription
Cellular component (GO): nucleolus
Molecular function (GO): rDNA binding; transcription factor binding
Source: RefSeq, a predicted model, not a curated record